This is a messenger RNA of Esox lucius (northern pike), 2296 nucleotides long. It is a transcript of the gene foxf2b, whose product is annotated as forkhead box F2b. Gene Ontology annotation, molecular function: DNA-binding transcription factor activity, RNA polymerase II-specific; RNA polymerase II cis-regulatory region sequence-specific DNA binding. Lineage: Eukaryota; Metazoa; Chordata; Actinopteri; Esociformes; Esocidae. The record is from RefSeq and is a predicted model, not a curated record. The transcript has 2 exons. Gene Ontology annotation, biological process: animal organ morphogenesis; regulation of transcription by RNA polymerase II. The coding region runs from base 564 to 1715 and encodes 383 amino acids. Gene Ontology annotation, cellular component: nucleus.
CGUCUUAGAGGAAAGAAAGAUUUACGAAAUGAUAGGUGGUCGCGUUUUGUUUGGCUGAGCGGCCGCGCGCACUGAAUAGAGGAGUCUCGGCGUUUCCUCCCCUUUAGGGAUUAAGGCGGGCUAUGGCUACUCUGUACGCCGCAGAGCUUCACUCACCGCCACCGUGAUACCGAACAGCACCGGAGCCUCUAUGACGGACUGAACUCCCGCAAAACGAGUAGUUGAACCGAACCCCCAGCCUUCACUGGAUACUCUGCUUCCCUGUUUCUCCCAUAUUCUGACAUUGCACACUCGCAGCACUUUCUCUGCGUAAUAGGACAUUUCAACAGAAGGGAGAGAGGGGUUUCCCUAUCCAAGCACUUUUUGUGGAAUUCCGAAAACCUACGGCUUGUGUGAUUUCUUUGUAAAGGACGUUAAGAAGAAGCGAUAUAUAAUCACCUUCUUCGAAUUCUACCAAUACCUACCUUUAUAGGUCUUGUUCUCUAUUUCUCUCACCCCCCCCCCCCUCUCUUUCCUCACGUCACUGCUCAGCUACGCGGCGGUUGUGCGUCAGCGGAGCAGAGAUGACGACCGAGAUCUCUCAGCAGCAGCUGGACCCACCGCCUCCCCUGAGGUCCAGCCCGGGCACCGGCGUCCUGCACCCCACCAUUAUGAAUCCACAGUCGGCCGUAGACAGCUCAUCAGCGGUUGCCAAAGGCAAGAAGGCAAGCUCCGGCCUCAGGCGGCCUGAGAAACCGCCCUACUCCUACAUUGCACUCAUCGUUAUGGCCAUACAGAGCUCACCCACCAAGAGGCUCACGCUAAGUGAAAUAUAUCAGUUUCUUCAGGCCCGGUUCCCCUUUUUCAGAGGAUCCUACCAGGGAUGGAAAAAUUCUGUCAGGCACAAUCUCUCCCUGAACGAGUGCUUCAUCAAGCUGCCCAAAGGGCUAGGCAGGCCGGGGAAAGGCCACUAUUGGACGAUCGAUCCAGCCAGCGAGUUCAUGUUCGAAGAGGGCUCAUUCCGACGCAGACCCAGAGGCUUUCGGAGAAAAUGCCAAGCCCUGAAGCCUAUGUACCGGAUGAUGAACGGCAUAGGCUUUGGUACGUCCAUUUUACCACAGAGCUUUGAUUUUCAGCCACCCUCUGGGUCUCUGGCGUGUCAUAGCAACGGUUACAAUUUGGACAUGAUGACCAAUUCCAUGGCUGGUGGUUACGACGGGUUGGGUGGCGGCCACCACGUACCUCACAUGUCCCCUAGCCCCGGAUCCACGUAUAUGGCCAGCUGUCCGGUAGCGUCCAACGGAGACUACGGAGGACCAGACAGCAGCAACAGCCCUGUGCCCUCGUCCCCGGCUAUGUCCAGCGCGUUGGACGGACACAGUCAUUCUCCAUACGCCGGUACCUCCGGACACUGGGCUUCAACCGGCGGCUCCCCGUAUAUAAAGCAGCAGCCUCUGGCCUCCAGCAGCGCGGCGUCCUCUGGGCUACAUUCCGGCAUGUCCCCCUACUCCCUGGAGCAGAGCUACCUCCACCAGAACGCAAGGGACACCGCGGAUAUCUCAGUGGGGAUCCCUCGCUACCAGAGCCACUCGUCACCAGUGUGCGACAGAAAGGAUUUUGUCCUGAACUUUAACGGCAUCUCCUCGUUCCAUCCCUCAGCCACCGGAUCAUAUUAUCAUCACCAUCACCACCAUCACCAAAGUCUUUGUCAAGACGUCAAGCCGUGCGUGAUGUAGUGCGCAUGAAGGUCCCCAACCGUGCGCUGAAGAACAUGAAGCGAUCGAUAUAAAAUGGAACAACUUACACCGAUUCCAUAAAUGACUGCUAAAACGCUAAUACAUGGUAUGUCAUCAUUCUAAAGAGAACGAGAAAGGAGGACAGUAUUUCUAAGAGUCUGGAAAGAACUUCUAACAUCAGGAUAUAUUUACAGUGGUCUCGUCGUUUUGAUGAGACUAAAGGAUAGUAUUAUGCUAAAACUGUUUCCCGAAAUUAAGGAAGAAAGCGAAAAGCUUCUGACAAUGAAACCACUUCGCAUUAUUCAGUUCUCUGUUGACCAACGUUUUCUUCUUCAAAAGAAGUUUUAAAACGACUUUAUGUGUUUGCUGUCGUUAGCUGUGCAACCAAAUUUAUUUGUAUGUAGCCUAACUGGGCCUCUGUUCUGAUGUAGGCCUAUAACAGUAAAUCAAGCCUACACAAAGCUUUUUUAAGAAAUAAAGAUUGCAACAAAUUUGCACUUAUUGUAUACCCUUAUUGUGAUUUGCUUAAUUUACUGGUUGUAAAGUGUUGUUUCAAUAAAGCUGAUGUAUUUUAGGCUGAA